This is a messenger RNA of Fusarium subglutinans, 606 nucleotides long. RefSeq names its product P450 monooxygenase. Gene Ontology annotation, molecular function: oxidoreductase activity, acting on paired donors, with incorporation or reduction of molecular oxygen; heme binding; monooxygenase activity. The coding region runs from base 1 to 606 and encodes 201 amino acids. Lineage: Eukaryota; Fungi; Ascomycota; Sordariomycetes; Hypocreales; Nectriaceae. The record is from RefSeq and is a predicted model, not a curated record. The transcript is spliced from 2 exons.
AUGAACAGAACUCUCAAGAUCCUCGUUCCACACAUCGAAAAGAGACUCAUCACCGUCGAAAACGGGCUUUUGAAGGAUCUCUCACAAGACGAUGUGCUUACUUGGCAUACCCACGAAGCACUGCGCAAGAAAGAACCUCGAUUCGAGAUGGCGGACGUCAUCGCAUGUCGUGUCUUUGCCACAGUGUUUGCAGCACUGGAAUCAACAACACUCACAAUGGCAUAUGCUCUCUUCAAAGUUUGCGCGAGCAAUCCAUCCACGGAAGUUUGGCAAGCUUUGGAGGACCAGGCAGUUGGUGUUUUCUCCACGAAGGCUGAUCAGACAAGUUUGAAUGGCCCCAAUCAAAGCACUGUCAGUGGAGGUUAUGCAGGACGAUGGUCAGACAACCAAGAUCGUAUGAUUCAACUCCCUCGAGGCGCUCGCCUGAGUAUCGCCGCUUGGGGUAUUCACCACGAUGAGGACAUAUAUGCUGACGCAUACGCCUUUGACCCGUUUCGCUUCGUAGUGUCACAAAAGGGCGAUGGUCAGAACACAGACUCUAUUGCCACUCCUUCUGACAAUUACCUCACAUUUGGGUUUGGGAAGCACUCUUGUCCUGCAAAAUAG